Molecule: messenger RNA, 1691 nt
Organism: Malaya genurostris
Lineage: Eukaryota; Metazoa; Arthropoda; Insecta; Diptera; Culicidae
Product: zinc finger protein 62 homolog
Exons: 2
Coding region: 114-1409 (431 amino acids)
Biological process (GO): regulation of transcription by RNA polymerase II
Cellular component (GO): nucleus
Molecular function (GO): zinc ion binding; DNA-binding transcription factor activity, RNA polymerase II-specific; RNA polymerase II transcription regulatory region sequence-specific DNA binding
Source: RefSeq, a predicted model, not a curated record
CCAGCUGAAAACCACUAUACAUUAAAUUUAACUUGGCGUCAGUUCUGUCUGUUGAUACCGUUGAUACGGUUGAUACUAUUUUCCUUACCUUCCAGCCAACUCCCCAAGUCAAAAUGUCAGAACAGCUAUUGAAAUCACUUGUUGACAACGAUUUUCAAGUUUGCCGGUUUUGUUUACAAUCGAACAUGGAAGAGUUGUUCGAUAUAUAUGAAAAAAUGCCCGGAAAUAUAGAUAUUAUUAGCAUUCAUACAACAGUGCGUAAUGUGCUAUCCUUAUUUGAUAUACAGGUCGCUCGAAAUGAUACGUAUCCUAACUUUAUUUGUCGCCAAUGUCGGGAUUUGUUGUUUUCAAUUCAAAAAUUUCGAGAAAGUGUAAAGAAAUCUGCACAAAAUCUAGCUCAAGCGAAACUUCUCAGAGAGUUUCCUAAUCUGAAGUUUGUUGAAUCUUCUGAUUGCAAAUAUCUACAGAAGAAUGUGAAUAUUGAAUUAGUAGAACGAGACGUAUUAUUAGAGCAAAAUGAAGGAAAAUUUUCAGAAGAAAUAUUUAUUGAUGACGAAAAUGAUGCUGCUUUUAUGACAUCGAAAAUUACACAAAAUUUCAAGGAAGAAAAUAAGAAUGAUUUAGUUGAACUUUCGGAAAACGAGUAUACCGAUACGGAAUGGAUCAUGUAUGAAGAAAUAAAUAUACCGACCGAACAAGAAGGCACUGAAGCAAUCUAUCUUGAUGAAUCUCAACACGGAAUCGAAUCCUCAAUUGAUUCAAUGUCUACUGAAGUAGCUUUAGAUCUGAAAAACGAGCGGCCAAAUGUUUCUAAAUCAGCAUCCAAACAUCAUACCGCUCCUAAAAUUUGCCCUGUAUGUGGUAUAACUAGCACUGCUAUGGUAGUUCAUAUGCGUACUCACUCAAAAUUCCGUCCAUACUCAUGUGAAAGUUGCAGCAAAUGUUUCUACACAAGCAAUAAGCUACGAUGUCACAUUAAAACUGCUCAUACUGGCGAGCGGAAUUUUCAGUGCGAGAUUUGUCAGAAAGCAUUCAAGCUGAAGAAAACGCUAAAUACUCACAUGAUGUCUCAUAUAUCAAAAAAGUCUCACGUAUGUUCGGUCUGCAAGAAAUGUUUUCUUUUCCGAUGGGCACUAGCCAAACACGCAAGAACGCAUACCGGAGAGAAACCUUUCGUAUGUGACUUGGAUGGCUGUGGAAAGAGUUUCGUUUCUUCAUCGAAUCUGCGACAACAUCAGAAAACAGGUGCUCACCUCAGGCUGCCUUGGAAGGAUGCGUGUGAUGAAUGCGGCAAACUAUUUCAAAGCAAAUAUGCUUUAAGAACACAUCGAAAGGUGCACGAGUUGACGGGAAAUACAAAAAAAUCAGAUGGACUAGUGAACGUCGUAACAAUAAUUGCAUCUGUUUGAUAAAGUUUUAAAUAUCCUGACAUAUAUUUAUAUUUGGAAGGUAAUAUUCGAAUAACAAGAAACGAAAAUGUAUAUUUUCGAAACGAAACAUUCUGAAAUCAGCAGUUCAAACAGAAUUUUUUUAUUUAGAAAGCGACGAAUCGUUCCAUUAUUCAUUUUGCAAAAAAAUCGAAAAGAUUUUCGAUUAUCAGUAGCGGCAAUGUUAAUUAAAAUAAAUCAUCAAAUAAUAGAAAAAAUUGUGAUUGACUAUCAACCAUGCUUCGCUACCAAUUACUAAAGAUG